CCGAGCGCGCCCUAAAAUAAAAGAGCACAAUCAUGUCAACCACGACGACCACGACCACAACAGCUCUGAUCCAACUAACAAGCAUAACAACCGCCCUCCUCUCCUCCGGCGCAAUAACAACCCUCUCCAUCUUCGACAUCCCCGAAAUCCGCUCGCAACCCGCGUCCCGCGCGCUCCCUCUAACGCGCUGGCUCUUCAGCCGCGGAAGCCACAUCUUCCCGACCGCCAGCGCGCUCUCAACAACCGGCUUCCUCUACCUCGCUUACACGCACCUCCCCUCCUCCUCCUCUUUUACAUCUCCAACGCCAUGGACGCAGAUAACGGACGCAGCGCAAGGCCAAGCGGGGCUCUACGCCCUCGCGGCGCUGUUGACGGCGAGUAUAGCGCCCGUGACUAUGUUUAUCAUGCUGCCUACGAAUUUCAGGCUUAUUCGGAUUAAUGAGGAGCUUGGGGGGUCGAGAUCCGCGGAGAGUGCUGCUGCUGCUAAGGGGAAGAAGGGGAAGGGGGAGGGGGUGAGGAGUGCGGAGGAGUCGGUGGAUGGGAAGGGGGAUGUUAGUCAGUGGAGCGAUCUUAGUGGCCCGUAG
Molecule: messenger RNA, 584 nt
Organism: Periconia digitata
Lineage: Eukaryota; Fungi; Ascomycota; Dothideomycetes; Pleosporales; Periconiaceae
Source: the annotation of a GenBank genome assembly